GCGGUUCAGAACUGGGUUCAUAGGUAUAUACUUGAAGCUAUCGAUGGGGCGCCGUAAGAUAACGGGUCCCGGCAGCCCAGGCGAUCUAAACCAAAAGUCAAUGACCAGUUCAAUAGUGCCUUUGACGAGAUGAAGCCCCUGUUCGAUUCGAGAUCUGGCGAGAAGAGGGGGGCAUAGAGAGAGGGAGAGGCAUUUUUGGCCCUUCCCUUUCCCCCUGGUCGGUGCUUCCGUCUUCCUCUUUCCCCAGACUAGAUUGGAGAAGCCAUUUGAGCAGGAGAACCGAGGUCGAUCGAAACCAAAACCAACAUUACAUGCUAUGGUACACAGUAGUUGUGUGCCCAGACACAAUAGAAACUGCAAGCCAAAGGGGGGAGGGAGGGGAGAGAGGCGAGCACCCACAGUUCGAACACUAGAAAAAGGCGUACUAUGGACAUCGGCCCACGGGCUCCCGGACCCGAGGCCCUGGCGAUUGGAGGAAAACCCCCUGCAGAUUCCGAGGGGAGGUCGGAGGUCCAAUCAAGAUGCUGCAAGUCUCCCCCACGCUGGCGCCGUGACUUUUGUGAAGUUUUCCUUUCUUUGUUUCCCUCUCCCUCUCAAGCCAGCGGAAGGCGGUCAGACACCGCUCCUGAAGAGUUUUGAGAUUGUGGAGGGGUGGUGUGGACUGAGCCCUGCGAACCUGUGGCUCCCACUGUGGAGUUGUGGAGGGGGAGGCUGUGAACCUUACCCAGGCGUUGGUUCACAUUGGCACAAAAGGAGCCGAAUGCGCAGGAGGACAGGAUAGGACAGGCGAGAGCAAAGCACGACGUGAGGAUAGUUCUGUGUUGUGAGUAUCGGUGACACCGCCUUUCGAGGCAGAACCUCAACAAGGGAAAAGUCAGGACAGGAGGAGCAGGAGGACAGGGUGAGGGGGAUGGAACAACGGGUGUGCUGCAAACCUCAGGAGAACAACCAGACCUUGUGAGAUUCCCUUGACAAGAAACACCAGAGAGUCUUGGACAAUUCCUAUCUCUCCAUCUAUGUGUGUAUGUGUGUGCAUGUGUGUGUGUGUGUGUGUGUGUGUGUGUGUGUGUGUGUGUGUUUGUGUU
Cryphonectria parasitica EP155 is the source of this 1085-nucleotide messenger RNA. RefSeq lists its product as uncharacterized. The coding region runs from base 427 to 639 and encodes 70 amino acids. The transcript has a single exon. The record is from RefSeq and is a predicted model, not a curated record. Lineage: Eukaryota; Fungi; Ascomycota; Sordariomycetes; Diaporthales; Cryphonectriaceae.